This is a messenger RNA of Sphenostylis stenocarpa, 639 nucleotides long. The record is from the annotation of a GenBank genome assembly. Lineage: Eukaryota; Viridiplantae; Streptophyta; Magnoliopsida; Fabales; Fabaceae.
AUGAGUACCAUGGAGGUUAAGCUCUGGAAUGACAAGCGCGAGAGAGAAAUGUAUGACAACUUUGCUGAGCUUUUUGCCAUCAUCAAGGCCACUGAGAGGCUUGAGAAAGCCUAUAUUAGAGAUAUAAUCUCACCUCAAGAAUAUGAGUUAGAGUGCCAGAAGCUCAUUGCUCAUUUCAAAACCUUAGCUUCCACCCUUAAAGACACCGUGCCUAGCAUUGAGCGAUUUGCAGACACUUACAAGAUGGAGUGCCCGGCUGCACUUAACCGCCUUGUAGUGUCUGGUGUGCCUGCUACCGUAGAGCAUCGCGCCACUGCAGCUGCCUCUGCUUCCACCUCAGCUGCUGCUGUGGCUGAGUGUGUGCAGAAUUUUAUUACAUCAAUGGAUUCCUUGAAACUUAACAUGGUGGCUGUAGAUCAGGUGCAUCCAUUGCUCUCGGACCUAUAUGCAUCACUCAAUAAGUUGACAAUCCUGCCGCCUGAUUUUGAGGGUAAAACCAAAAUGAAGGAAUGGAUUGGUAGGUUAUCCAAGAUGGGUGCAGCUGAUGAGCUGACAGAACAACAGGCGCGGCAGCUUCACUUUGAUCUUGAGUCUUCUUACAAUUCAUUUAUGGCAGCCUUACCCAAUGCUGGUACAUGA